Malania oleifera is the source of this 1509-nucleotide messenger RNA. Its product is annotated as leucine carboxyl methyltransferase 1 homolog. The transcript has 13 exons. Gene Ontology annotation, biological process: methylation. The record is from RefSeq and is a predicted model, not a curated record. NCBI's taxonomy places the organism in Eukaryota, Viridiplantae, Streptophyta, Magnoliopsida, Santalales, Ximeniaceae. The coding region runs from base 159 to 1175 and encodes 338 amino acids. Gene Ontology annotation, molecular function: methyltransferase activity.
AUUAAUGAAACGAAAAAGAUCCAAAAAAGAAACAGGAAGGAAUCACAGCGCUCGCAGUGGGCGGCAUCCUUCCGCUCGCACGACACCUCUUGCUCUCUCCUUCUCCCACUAUUACUCUCUCUUCUUAGGCGGGAGCGCACGGAGGGGGGAGGAUACAGAUGUCGAAAGUCGUGGCCGAUUCGAGUAGCAACAGAGCAGCCGUUCAAGCCACCAACGACGACGCUUCUGCUAGUAAAUUAUCCUGUGUUAAAAAGGGAUACAUGAAAGAUGACUACAUUCAUUGGUUUGUAAGAAGGCCUGUGAGGAGAUCUCCUAUAAUUAACCGUGGUUACUACGCUCGUUGGGCUGCUCUUCGGAAGCUUCUUCUUCAAUUUCUUGAUUGUGAAAUAGAUGCCAGUGAAAAAAUUAGCACAAAGAAGCAGAUUUUAUCACUUGGAGCUGGCUUUGAUACUACAUAUUUUCAGUUGCAGGAAGAAGGAAAUGCGCCACACUUAUACGUGGAACUUGAUUUUAAAGAGGUGACAAGUAAAAAAGCUGCUCUUAUUGAAGCAUGUGGGCAAUUGAGGGAGAAAGUUGGUGCAACGGCAUUUAUUUUACGAGAUAAAGGGGAAGUACAUGGUGAUCACUACAAACUGCUCCCUGUGGAUUUGCGUGAUAUAUCAAAACUACAUGAUGUCAUAGCCUUGGCAAAUUUGGAUCCCAACCUGCCUACAUUUAUAAUUGCAGAAUGUGUUUUAAUAUACAUGGAUCCUGAUUCAAGCCGUUCUAUAGUUGGUUGGGCUGCUGAAACAUUCUCUACAGCAAUAUUUUUCUUAUAUGAGCAGAUCCAUCCUGAUGAUGCUUUUGGGCAGCAAAUGAUCAGAAAUUUGGAGAGUCGAGGCUGUGCACUCUUGGGACUAUGGGCUACACCAACUUUGCUUGCAAAGGAAAAACUUUUCCUUGAUCAGGGGUGGGAGACAGCUGUUGCCUGGGAUAUGUUGCAAAUUUAUACUAAUUUUAUUGAAGCUCAAGACAGACGCAGGAUUGAACGGCUGGAAUUGUUUGACGAGUUUGAAGAAUGGCACAUGAUGCAGGAGCACUACUGCGUGGCUUAUGCGAUCAACGAUGCCAUGGGGUUGUUUCGGGAUUUUGGUUUCCCCAAGGAGCAGCACGUGCCCCCAGCAGCAUCUUCAUGAAAAGUCUGGCGUUAUAUUGAAUGGCAUUGGGCUUGCAAAAAUAAGUUGGUGCAGAAAGCACGUGCGAUGAACAGUACGUGUGCCAGCCAACUAGGGUUGGGGGAGGUGUCAGCCUGUCUUCUCAGGUAAAAAAGGGCCUCUCAACUUGUAGUUCGUCCCAUAUAGUUUCCAAGGAGGAUGAUGACACUGGCUGCUCUCACUUUGUGUGAAUGUGACUUCUAGUUUGUUUUAGACUGAAUUCUGCUGAGAAAUCCCUUCUAAUUCUUGCCAGCUGUUUUGCAACGUCUGGGUGGGUCUCCCAUAGAAUUCGUGGGGACCUUUUCCCUUUGACAAA